Molecule: messenger RNA, 3384 nt
Organism: Hyalella azteca
Lineage: Eukaryota; Metazoa; Arthropoda; Malacostraca; Amphipoda; Hyalellidae
Product: trithorax group protein osa
Exons: 6
Coding region: 163-1752 (529 amino acids)
Source: RefSeq, a predicted model, not a curated record
GCCGCCGUAAGGAGAUGAGACGAUAAUUUAGUCAGCUCGUGCGUUCGAGGUCUUGGGGCUGAGAGGUGUGGAGUGGCUUGCUGAGUAGUGCGUGGCUUCAAGUAGAUUUACCUAUUAAUUGUCAUCACUUGUAUCUUAGUAAAUUUAUUAGUUGGUUUAAUUAUGCUGAAGAUGGAGGAAUCGAACCGCAAAACAGCCCCGCCAGCUGAAAGUUGGGAAGAAAUUGCUGAAAACCCAGAAUGUUUGGAAAAACAGCUGAGUAAGAUCAAGAUCAAGAAUUGUUCCAGUUCCCCAAACAAUGAUGAUGUUCCUCAACAAUCCCUAAACAAGCAGGUGACUAUACUAAGUGGUGAUGAGCACUGUAGGACUCAGUAUGUUCCUGAGGUGAAGGUGCUGAUCAUGAAGCGUCCAUCACAGUCAUCUUCUGAUGCAGCGGCUGCUAAACCUAAAGCUCCUCUCAAGACCUUGGAACAGAGGCAAGCUGAGUACAAUGAGGCCCGCAUCCGCAUCUUGGGGAAUGCUGAGCCAACUGCAUGCAGCGACAAGACGGACGCCUCAUCCGUAGCUGCACCCGGGGAUGUCUCCAAAGGCAAUAGUCCUGUUGCUCAAGGCGCUCAACGUGGUCUCAUAACCGGAGCAGCAGCGCGACAGCAGCAGCAGUCAAAGCCAAGUGGGCAAUGGCAAAACAAGCACAAGACCUCCGGCAACUCCCAAAACAAGCGUGCUAAUAACGCAUCCAACAACAAUCAGUCAAAUAAUAUACAGUAUAAGGAUCAGAGUCACAUAGUUCAGCAGCAGACCCCAAUAACUGUGCCUACACGUGAGCCUGGCUUGACUAUGUACUCGGUCCCUGAAUUCUAUCCUGGUGAUAGUCAAGCUAUUCAUCAUUAUCAACAGCCUUAUACCCACUGCUAUCCACCAACCAUGACCACGUGUCAGCCACAGUACCCAACUUCCAUGGCGGGUCAACAACCAACCCCUCCUCAGCUCCCUCAACCAUACUCUGCUCAGGACUACUCACUGUCUGCUCAGCCAUACCCACCUUCGUCAUACGGACCUGGUGUGCCGGCUCCUGCAUACAUGCCGUCUCCCAACCCUGUUUACUCACCGUAUGUGACCAAUCAUCAGCAACUUCCAUUCCACUGCUAUGCUCCUCAUCCCUUUCCUUUGCCUCCUCAUCAGCAUCCUCAAAUGAUGUCGCUGCAGCAACAGCCACCUCUGCAAACACAAGCAUCUACUCCAGUGUCUUACAAUCUGCAGCAGCUGCCACCGCAGACACUCUCAGCCCUAGCAGACCCGCAGCAGCCCAUGCCAGCUCAACCGCCGCAUCAACGCCAGCAGAACAAGAAGCAAAACAAACGAAACCAGAAAAAUACCAGGUACCGCAACUUGAGGCCGGACAACUCUACGUCUCCAACGCUGGUGAACGGCAAAAAGUCAAGCCCCAAGAUUAUGGCCAACGGUGCGGCAUCAGGUGAAGCUCUCAAGCCCCUAAGUGAUAGUCCAGCCAACACGUCUUCUCCACCUCCUGACGUUUCUCUUGACGCAGCUGAAGCUAGUCCCAUGGAGACCGUGAACAAACAGAAGAAGAAGCGAAAGAAGAAGAAGAACCCGGUUAAAACCUCGGCAACUUCAUCAAUUUCAACGACAGGCAAAACCAACGGCACGCUCAGCAGUAAAGAAGGUAACGGCAGGAUCAUCCGUAUGCCACGUGGUCCCGAUGGAACCAAAGGUUUCACACUCGUCAGGUAACAGAGACCUUAACUUAGGACAUUAACGAUAAGUUCAAAGUUGUUGACGUUUUUAUUAGAUUUUGUAUUCAAAAUAGUUCAGUGAAACCAUCCCUUUUGUUUGCCUUCUAAAUUGAAAAAAUUCAUGAAAGAACUUGUCUUACGAUGUCAGAAACUUUUCAAUGUUCUUAAUAGACUAUAAGCAACUAUUGCAGUUAUUGAGCAACACAUUUCAAUGUAAAGAAUGAAUUCUGUUUACCAUAGAUAUUUUUUUUUCUUAUAUUCAUUCAUGAGAUGUUAUGCAUAGGAUCUAUUCAACUUCGUCUCAAGCAAGUGGGGUAAAGAAACUGUGGUAUGGGUGUGCUGUUGAAUUGCAGAUGCUAUUUUGAUUGCGCUUACAAGUUUGUAGACAUGUAUCUAUAAGGAUGUUACUUGGGUUUUUAUGCCUGAAACGCGCACUCUAACCUAGGCAACUACGUUGAGAUGUUUGCUGUACAUUGAUGCAUGUCGACGUUGUGGUCACAAAUGCUAGAGCCUUGUAAAAUAAAAAUGCCCAUCACAUGUAUUCCUUUAAAGGAAGCACGUUUUCACAGAAUAUGACCGCCGAAAACUUCUUGAGUAAAAAUUCACUCAGGUCAUAAAUUCUAAAAUAAUUUCUGUAAUGCAAGUUUCAACUGUAAAUACAAAUUUGUGAUCACGAUUCAACGGUUGAAUUAUACAAAAAAUCCGGACUUGAUUGUACGUUGGCAUCAGUAAACUCGCGGGUGGAGUCAAGCAGUGAAUGCUUUUCAUUUCGAUCCAUUAUCUCUGAAUCCAUAGUAAAAGCGAAUACUGUAAAACUUGACCUGUCUGGGAUCGACGAUUCUCGACAUCUCAACGAACAUUCCUAGAAAGCUUUACUCGAUGACGCCAUAUUUUGUAUGAUUUAGAAAAUUUAUUAGAAUGGAAAAGUUUUGGCAGCAUGGUGUUCUUGGUUUACUUCGAGUUUUUUAUGAAAUCGGAGCCCCUGUCUUACAUAAAUCCUAAUAGACAGUAGUGCAACGCCAGAGCUUGUUUCCGUUCUUCUUUAACGAAUAAAGUGACUAUGAAUAAAUUAAAGUUUGGGAAGGGUCGUGUACCUACUCCGUAAUUAACUGGUAUAAUGAAAUGUAAACUUUUCUAGCAGCCUUAACAAAAAACGGCAAAAAUUGGCUGUAAAUAAAAUGGCUGUCACGUACUACAGCCCUGGGCUGACGUCAUGAAUUUCUGAAUAAUUUGCCCUCUCUUCAGUUCUUUCUGAAAUAUUCAGUCAUCUUAAUAACAUCUAUCCUGACUUCAUGGAGGAAAAUAAUAUUGUAGAUUCGGUGUAAUAUUGUGUAGUACUUUUUUUCUAUGCCAGAGUGGUGUUGAUAAAUGUUCAAGUUGCUGCAUCGUAAAACUUCACUUGCUUCGUUAGUUUCAUCUCGCUUCCAACUUACCAGGAAGAGUAAAAUAGUAUUGAUGGAGUAAGAUGUGUUCAGCGCGCAAAUUAACCCUUGAUGAACUCUUCAGUUGUGUUGAAACUUGUAACGAGUGUAACGAAUAUGCUUCGGAGUGUGCGAUGCCUCCUCGGUACUCCAUAGGAUGUGUAUAUUUUUGUAAAAUUGGAAUAAAAACUCAAUAAAAAUCAAUGAAU